GCCGGGAUAAAACUUAUUGUAAUUAAGUAGAAGAACAUGGAUAAUGAAAAUAAAAUUGACUAUAAAAAAGCUCUAGCCUACUGGGCAGACAUCCCAGCCACUGUUGACGGCGUACUUGGUGGAUUUGGUUUCAUUUCUGAUAUGGACAUAGAAGGUUCCAAAUUGUUCCUGAAGUCUCUAUUUGCUUUGGAAAAUCGGCCUGAAGCGCAUGAUGCGAUUGACUGCGGAGCUGGUAUAGGUCGAAUAACCAAGUUUUUACUAAUACCAAACUUCCAGCAAGUAGAUAUUAUUGAACCAGAUGAAAAAUUUCUAAGCACUGUAUCGGAUUUCGUAGGUGAAGACAAAAAGAAAAUCGGCCGGUUAUACAACGUUAGUUUGCAAGAAUUUGACCCAGACAAAAAAUACGAUGUGUUCUGGAACCAAUGGGUACUUGGAUAUUUGACUGAUGACGAUUUAAUAUCAUAUCUAGUUAGAUGCAGAAAUGCUUUAACAGAAAGAGGCGUCAUUGUAGUCAAAGAAAAUGUAACAUCAUCUGGACAGUCGGAGAUGGACACCAUUGAUUCAUCAGUUACAAGAUCUCUUAAACAAUUUCUGAACAUAUUUAAAGCAGCUAAAUUGAAGAGAAUGAAGCAAUGUAAACAAACCAAUUUUCCUAAUGGUAUUUAUCCAGUGUAUAUGUUUGCUCUUGUUCCUAGUGAAGCAAGAGAAGUGAAUAAAAACCACAAUGUGGACACUGAUCAUCCAGUUAGUAAUCAUGAUCAUAAUGUAGCCUGACAUGUACUUUUUUAUUUUAUGGCCACGGGUCAUAAUUACAAACAGAAAAAUACCAUGUUUACCUGAGCAUGUUAACACUUAGUCAAUAUUAUUAUUAUUAUUAGGGCGAUUUCAUUCAGGGCUGCAUAGGCCCUCAUCACUGCAACCAUUACAGUUCAAAGCCAAGACCAUUACAGUUCAAUAGCAUUAAAGAACUGAAAGAUCUUCCCGACUUCUACAAUCUGUGUCCUCUGGUUGUGUCCUGUGCCUUUCCAGCAUGGAACCUCAUAUGCCCAGUGAGGGACAGCAUUGGGUAAGGAGAUGCAAAGAACUUUCACCCACAUCAGUUGGUCAAUUUGACCUAUACAAUGCCAUUAACUUAACAGGAUUUUAUACAUUUUUGUAUCUUGGUUGGUGUAACUGUUCAUUGUCCCAAUGCUGAUGUAUGGUAGUGAAUGUUAGAUGUGGCGGAAAAGUCAUGAAAGUGGAGUUAAAACUGUUAAAAUGAGAGCUUUGCGCAGUUAAACUCUUAAAGAUAGAAUACUGUACUAACUGACGUACUAAGAGAGUAUUGUGGUGUGAAAGAUGAAGCAGUGGCCAGGAUAGAAAAGCGAACGCUGUAACUGCGAAAAGAUGGAUGUUAGUAGUAACUUGGCCCAAAUUAGAAGUAAACCUCAACAUACAUGUCUCAAUCACAUUGGGUAUGUGUAUGUUAAAAGUCCCAAGAAUAAAAGUGGUGUUGUAUGAGUAGCCUGAUACAAGUGGAGGAGGUGAAAGAGGUUGGAGUUCAUGGUAUCUGCCAUAAUGGGAAAGAAGUGUGAUAAUUUUUUAACAUUUUUACCUAGAGACCUGCAACAGGGACAUGAAAAAGGGAACAUUAUCAUGAAAGUUGUUAAUAGCAUUGUUACUCAUCCAUGAAUACUGAUUGACUAUAUGUACUGUGACAUUUUAUGACCAUUUGUAAUUUAAAAAUAUAGCUCGAACAAGAAAAUUAUCUGCUUAGAUUGAUAAUUAGGUCACUUAAAUAUUGAUUGAUGAUCAAUUAGUUCAAAAUUUAAAUGACAUGGUUUGAAAAUAGUAGCCCUCAUCAUACAAUCUAAAAGGCUAUGAACAACUGCUUCACGAGAUUCGUGUCAUGAAUGGAUGGCUAGCCCAAACUACUUGGCCCAAACCCUCAGUUUCGACCCAGAGUUUGUGCAGCGGCUUAUGUCUCCCGUGCUAAGGCUAUUGUAGGAUUAUCCAUGACAGGAAGUCGGGUUGCACACACAGUGGAAAAACGCCUUGAUUCCCCUUGCUGUGUUUAAUAUAAGUGAUGCAUGUACAAUGUUUGUGUGGUUGCAAAUUGUAAACCUACCAGAAUACUGCGGUUAAACGGAUAUUGCUUGUAUAAACUCCAAUCCUGACAGAGUGUUAUUAAAUUGAUAUUUAUAUUUGAUGGCUUGUUACGUAACAAGGACUACAUAGUCCCUUCUCAUUGUAUCUGUGCGCUACAACUGUGGGACACCAACUACAAGAUGUGAAAGAUGUUAUAUGCUUUAAUAACCACUGUACAUCCAAAUAUUGCAAAUGUAAAGCCGAUAACACCAUCAAAAAAGCAUAAGCAGACUUACUGAAUACUAAGAAUUGCAAUCAAUUGUCAAAUAGACAGAAAACUGUUUUGAGAACCGACUGGUGUGCUAAUAACCUACAUAAGUAUAUUAUUAUCCCUUAUUAUGACUAACUUCACAUAAGUUCUAAAGUGGAAUAAAUAGGGAUUCAUACAGAAGGUCCUGUUAAAAAAGUAUUAAGUAAUUUAUCUGAACUUAAAUGCUAUAUAAAUUUUUAAGUCUUAUUUA
Hyposmocoma kahamanoa is the source of this 2588-nucleotide messenger RNA. Its product is annotated as N-terminal Xaa-Pro-Lys N-methyltransferase 1-A. The record is from RefSeq and is a predicted model, not a curated record. Bases 37 to 774 code for a protein of 245 amino acids. Gene Ontology annotation, biological process: N-terminal protein amino acid methylation. Lineage: Eukaryota; Metazoa; Arthropoda; Insecta; Lepidoptera; Cosmopterigidae. The transcript is spliced from 2 exons. Gene Ontology annotation, molecular function: N-terminal protein N-methyltransferase activity. Gene Ontology annotation, cellular component: cytoplasm.